AUGACCAAUCAGAAUCAGCCUGCCGUCACUUCCUCCACCACAAAACCAUGCUGUCCUCGUUCAAUAUUCUGGACUAAUCUGGUGCUGCUUGGAUUCGAUCCCCCUAAACAUGCGGUUGGUACCUAUUCAGCCAUAGCAUUCGACCAGGAUGUCUUCACGGGAGUCAAUAAUGUAAAAGCCAUGGAACCCAUCGUAUGGUUUUUAUUCAACAAAUUGGAUCCGAAUAAAGCGAAAAAGAGAUUUUCUUCGUGUUGGCCGGUUACAAAUCUCGGUCAGAGCAAAGAAUUUCGUAACGUAGCAUUCAAAUGGCUGGAGCAACUCAGGAAAGAUGGUUGUCUUGGUAACAACGACCUUGUCAUGCGACGAAGCUUUUUUGACGAAUGUCAGGGUGAAAGGUUUGAUCGUAUAAUCAUGGCUUUAUCUAAUUAUGUGGUUACUGUUGUCAUGAAGAGAGAUUAUCGACGAUAUUCAGAAAGUAUUCCACAGAUAAAUUUAGAGCUUCGAAGCGAAUCUUCUUAUAAUUUGAUAAAGUCUCAGUUGAUCUCCCAAAUAUCUGCCCAGGCACAAAAGUUUGCUCAAGAUACUCAAGAGAGGAACGCAUGCCAGGCUAGAUGGAAGUCUGCAGCGGAGGAUUUGACACGUCGGCUUCGUGAAACUAUGAAGCAAAGUAACGAUCUUCAAAGGGAUUAUUAUGCAUUUUAUCAGGAUAAGAGCGCUCUCGAAAGAAUAGAGAAUCUGUCCACAGAACAACUUGUUAAUAUGAGAAGUGAACAAAUGGAAAGCGUUCGGCGUUUCUGGACGAGUUGCUUGACGUGGAUGUCGGAGAACAAACCAUUGACUGAUAACGUCGACGAAAUCAUUCACGAUCGUGCCAAUAAGCAUCGAUUAGAUGGCAAGACCAUUCCUCUUGAUAUUCCCGAAAUUAUGAUGACCAUGUGGGAGAACCAGUUUCAAAAAGAGAGAAUUAAUCCGUAUCAAAAUGGAAAUCUGGAUUUGAUAUCCCUUCUAAAGACAUACAAACUAUAUCUACAGACACUUUCCCAGUGUUCAACACGGAACGACACGAUAAAUUCUAAUCAACCACCGCCGUCCGAAGACAAAGGAGAUGAAGGAGCAGCAGUUUCAGAUACUAUCACAUCAUUGUCAAAACAAAUUUUGCAAGAACAACGGUCCCAGAUAAAAUCACUAUCUUCAAUGAAAGCAGCAUUGCAGUUACAACUGCAAGAUGUCAAUGAAUCGAUUGGCAAGGUUAGAAAGGAAUGCAG
Messenger RNA from Paraglomus brasilianum, 1265 nucleotides. NCBI's taxonomy places the organism in Eukaryota, Fungi, Glomeromycota, Glomeromycetes, Paraglomerales, Paraglomeraceae. The record is from the annotation of a GenBank genome assembly.